GCCCAAUAAGCCCGAAAAUUGUCGUUGCCAGAAAAUUCCUCCCUCCAAUUCUGCUCGAGUGUAAGCGAUGGAAGAGGAGAGCUGGGAAGGACUCGAAGUCGACGAUUCCGAUCUUCGUUCUCUCCUCCAACCUUGCAAGCGCCUCCGCCCCGACAAAAGUAACGGUAUCUCCGCCGCCACCACUUCUUCAAACCCCCCCUUCACAACCAUCUCUGCCUCUAGUCAUAUAUCGGAAGGCGGAAACCACAAUUCUCUCCUGCAAACCGAGUCAACCCAUCCUCCGCCACAGUCACACCGCAUCCCUGGUCCAGCCGCAGUCGUACAAUCUGCGAUGCACCAGAGGGAUUUAGACCGCCAAUUUCGCGAGUCCUCGUUGUCUCAAGACGGGAAUCCCAUUCCUACUCAGGAUUAUGUUAGGAAGGCAGUUGAAGGUUAUUCGGAAUUCGACUAUGAUUUCAAAUCCAAUGCCUGGGUUUGCGCCCUUCAUUUUAUCCGUGAAGUGUCUGGAAUCACUACUUUGAAGUCAAUCACGAAAUGCAUGUCUAGAGUAGAGAAGGUUGUGGCUGUAAUAAAGUCUUCUAAACCAAAUGGACUAGGUGGUCUGAUGGUAACUCUGAAGGACCCCACAGGUACCAUUACCGCUAGCAUUCAUCCAAAAGUGCUGGGUGAGGGUAAGUUUUGCAAGAACAUAGAUGUAGGCACAGUUGUGGUUCUAAAGGAGGUUGCUGUAUUUGCCCCAUCAAGGUCAGCAGUUUGUCUUAAUAUAACCGUCAGAAAUCUGGAAAAGGUGUUCCCCGAGGAUAGUGAUUGUCUACCAACAAAUGCUGAGAAAUGUGAUGAUACGUGCAUAGAUGUGGGAGAAAUGGAUGAGAAUGAUGCAUUUCCAUGUAACAACACACUACAAUGUAUGACACAACUUGUUGUUGAGAAGGAAUCUGUGAAUUUUAGAGAAGGAACUGUGAAAGGAAUUGAAGAAAUCAUAAAAAUGACGACUACCCAUGUUAAACAGUCAGGGGUGGCCAAUAAAACUACAGAAAGCUCGCCGAAGAACCACCUCGGAGAAUCUCAGAAAACCGGGGAAGUUCAUCGCCCAAUGCAUGCUAGUCAGCAAGAGUUUAAGGAAACAGAUAAAGUUGUGAGCAAAGCUCAGCCAGUGGUUUCAAUGACUCAAUACCCAGAGUGGACUGAUGAACAGCUCUUAGAACUUUUUGCUGGUGAUGAAUUGGAUGGGUAAGGUUUCUUUUGUUUCUUCUAUCUUAAACAUUGUAAACCGCUAUUUGAUAAGGAACUAAGGAAAGAAGGAAGCUGAGGCUUAUGGAUUUCUCUGAUUCUUUUUUGUAAAUUCUGCUCGAGAACUCUAUCAGAAGUUAUAAAUUUUGUAUAAAAGCUCUAUCAUUUGUAAUUAGUUCUUAUUAGUAUAUUCACCCUUGUGUUGUGUGGGAGCGUGGGAGCUAUGUUAUUGUUUGGUGUGUGUUCCAAU
This is a messenger RNA of Cuscuta epithymum, 1480 nucleotides long. The record is from the annotation of a GenBank genome assembly. NCBI's taxonomy places the organism in Eukaryota, Viridiplantae, Streptophyta, Magnoliopsida, Solanales, Convolvulaceae.